Fraxinus pennsylvanica is the source of this 891-nucleotide messenger RNA. The record is from the annotation of a GenBank genome assembly. NCBI's taxonomy places the organism in Eukaryota, Viridiplantae, Streptophyta, Magnoliopsida, Lamiales, Oleaceae.
AUGGAGCCAAUCAAUACAAAUGCAGAAAACUUAGAAUUUCACCAAGGAGUUGAUGACCAAUUAGAGAACGUUAUGCUGCAAGAUUUCAAUAAGUUCAGAGAGAAAAUGACCCUUUCAAACUCAGAUGGCGCUAUUGACUUUGAACACCUGGUUGAUUUGUACAUCACCCAUGGCCAUGGCAGUGACAAUUCAGAUCUUUCACAGUCGACUCGAGACCAGUUCACUGCACUUCUUCAAGAUUUUAACAUGUUUGAAAACACAAUGCUGCCUCCAUACCAAGUGGAAUCCACCAAUAUGCACAAUAAAAAUGACUUGAACAAAACUAAUAUUGAAACUCAAGAGAGUGAAAUGAUGGUCAACGAAAUGGCAGGUGUAACGAGCCUAGACGCUACAGGAAGUUGUCCAAACACCUUUACAAGCAUGAAAAUAACCUCCCAUAAUGAUACCAACGGGGAAAGUAUUAUUAGAUACUCUAACAUGACUUGUUAUAGAGCAGACGCUGGUGGUAGUGGAAUUUUGCUCGGUCCGUUCACAAGAUAUUUCAGAGCUCAGCAUGGUGGUAGGAUGAAUUUCUUGCCAUGGGCAGGUGGGAAUGCAAUGGCCAGUACAAGUACUUCUAGGAGGAAGAGAAUCAAGAGGAAGUACAGGGGGGUAAUAGAGACUGAAGAAGAGACUGCUUGCAGGUUGGAACAAACGAAAAUUAAGAACAGAGAGGCAGCAGCUAAAGCACAAGACAAUAAAAAGGCCCGUGAAGCCUCCCUAUGGACCCAUCUCCUGAAGCUUCGCAGAAAGAAUAAAUUCAGGAAAAAUUUGAUAACUUUUCUGGAAGGUCAUGAAAGGAUCAAUUUGCUUCCAAAACCAUUUCGACGAACCAUCUCAGGACCUAUAUAG